Messenger RNA from Aspergillus clavatus NRRL 1, 1131 nucleotides. Its product is annotated as putative nuclear pore protein (SEH1). Gene Ontology annotation, biological process: cellular response to amino acid starvation; positive regulation of TORC1 signaling. Bases 1 to 1131 code for a protein of 376 amino acids. Gene Ontology annotation, cellular component: Seh1-associated complex; nuclear pore outer ring. NCBI's taxonomy places the organism in Eukaryota, Fungi, Ascomycota, Eurotiomycetes, Eurotiales, Aspergillaceae. The transcript is spliced from 3 exons. The record is from RefSeq and is a predicted model, not a curated record. Gene Ontology annotation, molecular function: structural molecule activity; protein binding.
AUGUCUUCUGGGUUCGCCGAUUUCGAUGCCGGUCAUCGUGACUUGGUAACUGUGACCAAAUUUAAUUUCUAUGGCAAUCGUAUCGUCACUGCUUCUUCGGAUCAUCGCAUGAAGGUUUGGGACCAGAAAGACGGCGAAUGGCAGCUGGUGGAUACGUGGCGCGCUCAUGAUGCAGAAAUACGCGAUGCUACUUGGAAUGGCCCAUUCACCGGUCAGCACAUUGCCAGCGUAGGGGAAGACAUGAAAUGCAAGAUCUGGCAAGAAGACGUCACUCAACCUCCCAACUCAGGGCGACGUUUCAGGUCCAUCUUUCGGAUGACGGCUCCGCAACGGCAUCCGUUCGUCUCAAUAGACUUCCGUAACAUCGAUCUCGAGUCGUGGCUUGCUGUAAUCACCCGGGAUGGCUACUUGAUGAUCAUGGAGCCUGUCGGUCCAGACUCUCUCGCGGACUGGCAGCCCCUCGACCAGUUUCGAGUUUGCGCGGCUCCUCAAAGAGGGGAGGAGACAAGCUUCAAAGUGCAGUUCCACCACGAUCCCGCGGAUAUCACCCAUCUUGUCAAUUCCGGUUGGGACCGCAAAAGUCUUUCCGUUGUUGUGGCAGCAAUGGAUAGCGUCAAGGUGUAUCGUACAGACGCCAACCGUCGCUUUUACCACGCAAUCGAGCUGACUGGACAUGGCGGGCUUGUCAGAGAUAUCUCCUGGGCCAACGGCUCUGUUCGCGGCUACGACCUAAUUGCAAGUGGCUGCAAGGAUGGUUUUGUCCGGGUCUUUGAAGUGUACACAUCGAAGUCUGACGGUGGUUCUCAGAAUGCCAAUGGGAAACACGUUGAGUCGCAAUCGCAAUCGCCUUCCCUGCGCGCAACUGCGCAGUCUGGGAUCGGAUCGGCUCUGGCACAUCGCACACCUGAGUCGGUAACAAAUCGGCCAGCGAAUGGUGAUUCGAACUUCAAGCAUUCUUUUAAGCAGGUCGCUUGUCUCGACAGCCAGCAUCUUGAUGUAUGGCAGGUAGAAUUUUCAUACGCAGGGGAUUGUCUCAUCUCAUCGGGUGACGACGGUGCUGUGCGCUUCUGGAAGAAAUCCUUGUCGGGGAAGUGGCUCGAAUACGCCGAAACCAAUAUGGCCGAUCAAUGA